This is a messenger RNA of Phlebotomus argentipes, 5962 nucleotides long. RefSeq names its product frequenin-1. Gene Ontology annotation, molecular function: calcium sensitive guanylate cyclase activator activity; calcium ion binding. NCBI's taxonomy places the organism in Eukaryota, Metazoa, Arthropoda, Insecta, Diptera, Psychodidae. The record is from RefSeq and is a predicted model, not a curated record. The transcript has 9 exons. The coding region runs from base 718 to 1281 and encodes 187 amino acids.
AGAGCUGAGUUGGGUAGUCAGUGUGUCAAAAGCUCCCGUCAGGAGAAGAUUGCCACGAAGUGUUUGGUGUCUCUCUGUAGAAUAUUUAGUUUGUCUGUGGUGAAGGGUGUUCAAAGUAGAGGCGGAGGAAAAAGGUGUAAAGUCGGAAAGAAAAGUAUAACCUCUUGUGGUGACUUUCAGUGAUUAUCGGUUGCACGGUGGCAAUUGAUCUUAAUCGAAAAAUCACUACUUUCCGGAAUUAGACAAGUGAUUUCAAGGAGAAGGACACACCGAGAACAGUGUGAGGAAGCGUGGCUGCGAGCAAGAAAAGACAAGAAAAUCAACGUAAAAAAAAUGUGAUUUAUUUAAAAAUCAACUGUGUGCUGUGGGAGAACAUCGUAAAAAAGGAGGAAGUAAACAAGGAAUAAAGUUAAUGUGCACUGUGUUUGGGGACAACGGCAGUGAAAGAGUGUUGAAACUGGAAAACUGGGGGGAAAAGCUAAUUAAUUGAUUGUGGAAUCUACCAUAAUACAUGCACAGUAAACUCAAGUUGACGAGAAAGGUGAAAGCUAAAGCCUGUGAUUAAUUACCAGGAAAAUUGAACGACAAAUUGAAUUGAGUGUGAGUUUCCAAUCGUUGAGCGCGGGAGGACGCACUCACCCUUGCAUUUGAGCGGCGCAAUAGUGUGAAAAGGAGAGAUAUUGUCCAGUAGCAGCUCUUCUAUUAUUAUCUUACAACAUGGGAAAGAAGAAUUCUAAACUAAAGCAGGACACAAUUGAUCGACUGACUACAGAUACAUACUUCACAGAAAAGGAAAUUAGACAGUGGCAUAAAGGAUUUCUCAAAGACUGUCCCAAUGGAUUGCUGACAGAGCAGGGUUUCAUCAAGAUUUACAAGCAAUUUUUCCCACAAGGAGAUCCCAGCAAAUUUGCAUCGCUUGUCUUUCGAGUGUUUGACGAGAAUAAUGAUGGCUCAAUUGAGUUUGAGGAAUUCAUUCGGGCACUCUCCAUAACGUCCAGGGGAAACCUCGAUGAGAAACUCCACUGGGCUUUUCGGUUGUACGACGUUGAUAACGAUGGCUAUAUAACGCGCGACGAAAUGUACAACAUUGUGGAUGCAAUCUACCAGAUGGUGGGUCAACAACCCCAGACUGAAGAUGAGAACACACCGCAGAAGCGUGUGGAUAAGAUCUUCGAUCAAAUGGACAAGAAUCACGACGAUCGGCUGACGCUGGAGGAGUUCAGGGAGGGCAGCAAGGCCGACCCUAGAAUCGUACAAGCACUCAGUUUAGGUGGUGACUAACCGUCCUAAGGUGAGUGGGUGGGUCAUCUCGAUGGAGCACAACUGUACAGUAAAUAACACAUAAAGUCCCUCGCCCACAUGGUCCGCAUUUCUUUCUGAUAUUUUCAUCAUUUGAUUAACUGCUGGAACACUCUCCAAUUUAUUAUCCUUCUUGAUUGAAUUUCUGGGUGAACAAUUAAGCAUCAUUUUUCUCUUAACACUACACAGUCUGAUUAACACAAAGUGCUGCAAACUAUCCCAGAGUGUAAUCAAAAGAGAGAGAGAGAGAGGGAGAGAAUAAGAGGAAAGGGAGUAAUUUGUCCUCAAUUUCUCACAUCGCGGGGAAAGAGGACAAAUUUUUACAGGAUGUUACGUGAAAAUGGUAGUGAAACGAGGAAAAAAUGAGUACUCAUCAAUUUUGCUUGUCAGUAUGUUGAAUGUCCUUUUAAUUGCAAUGUUUGUCGGAUUGUUUUUUAACUCGACAAUGAAUUGACAAAAACAACGCACACAAACACUACUUUAAAUGGCAUUUGCUUUAGCAGUUUGUAUAAGAUAAUUUAAUGUAAAAACAUAUACAUAACAUAGGAAGAGACACUCUCUAAGUUGACAUACAAUCGAAUCUCUUAUACUUAUAGACAUUUUUAAAGGAUAUUCACGCAUACAUGAAUUGUACUUGAGACAACAAGAAGGGGUUGAAAUGCAAACAAUCACAGUGAAUAUCCUUUCCAAUAUACAUACAAGUAAAGAAUUACUGAUGAUAUUGCAUAUGAGAAAUAUGGGAAAGUCAAUUCGUAAAUAUACAAUUUUUAAUAAAUAAACUCUUAUUAUCCUAAAGGCAUAUAAAAUAUAUUCAGAAUAAAGAUAUUUCUCAUGAGAACACCCACGUUGAAUGACUUUUAAGACAAUUUUCAUGCUUUAUAAUUUUCUUCACUUCUCCCAUAAAGAGGAACAAGAAAAAAGGAGUGGGAAAGGAGGAGAAAUAAGGAAUUACGUUUUACUCACAAUACACUCGUCUGCGUGAAGGCUAAAGAAUAAUAAAUUGUCAUGUCGCCCCAUCAUCAAAGUCAACUUUUUCAUUUUGCGGUGAAGAUUUUGGCUGAACUGAGAGGAUGAUGGGACAGAAGGAGUGCCGAGUAAGGUACCUUAUUGUCCCUCCAAUGGCAGAAAAUAUCAAGCAGAAAAUUGAAAAUCCCUCCAAUAAAUUUUAUGGAAAGUAUAAAACGUUCAUUCCAAAAGAGGGGAGAAAGUGAUAAAAUUGUCUUGAAGAGUUAUUGAUAUGUUUUGUCAACUUCGACUCUUGCGUAAAGUGAAGGAUGAACAAAAAAAAAUUUACUAAUGUAGCAAAAAGGACAGCAGAAAUUUCGAGAGGAGAGAAAAACUUCAUCUAGAGACAAUCUUGAUAAAUUUCAAGAUAAAUUCAAUGUAAAUGCUAACAUUAAUCAACACCUUAGUAAAUUUACAUACUUUUACUAUAGUGUGAGAGAGUAAUACUGUAAAGAAUUAAUUUUCAUAAGCAAUUUGCCUCAUUUCUCAUCAAGUGAGGCACAUACACUCUAAUAAUGAAGAAGGAUAAUAAUAAAUAAGGGAAUAAUUAAGGAAGUUACACCAAUAUGAAUUACUCGACGUGGGAGAAAAACAGUAAAAAUAUGUAAAAAAAAAAAAUGAUUGAGGUAUUAAUAAAGUAACUAAUUAAGCAUGAGUAAUUGCUAAGAGAAAAAAAAAACAAUUAGAUGCCGCGUGAAAAUUUUAUUUGCUCGUAGUAAAUAAAACCGAGAAGUAUAAGAAAUUUCAAGAAAAUAGAAAGAAGAAAUGAAAUCUCAUAAAUGUUGUGCUUUAUACAAUAUUGAAAGAGCAGGAGAAUGAAACAUGUUUUCAGCAGCAUUACAUCUUCUCAGUUUAAAUGCAUGAAACUAAUAAACGAAAUGUCCUGCGCAAAGAGUAGUAUUAAAUAUAAAUUUGAGGCCUAAUAUGCGAUGUACUCACAUUGUUCUUCUGCAGAUCUUGAAGUCUUUCGGUUGUUUGAAAGCUUAAAAAUAUAAUGAAAUAUUCUUCGGGGAGGAAAAUUUAAUACAAUAAAAGGCAACUUUAAGUGGAAAUCCGCUCGAAAUAAAUAACGAAAAUACAUGAAAGGUAAAAAAAAACAUUGUUUUUUCCACAAAAAAAAGAGAAACGCACUGCAAAAGCCGUCCUUUAUGUUGCUGAAUUUAUUUGAAGUUAACUCUGUAGUUUGGAUGACAAAAAAAAACAACACGACAAAAUUUUAUCCUCUCUGAUUUAUCAGGCAAAAGUGCAAAAAAAAUCCAGCACCGAAAUAAUUUAAUUAAAUUGCAACUUUCGCUAUGUUUCCACAUACAAUGAGAGAAUUGCGACAGAGGAAAAAUUUAUUCUGUACUGCUUCCUUUAUUUUAAACUUUCUGUGAUAAAAUACAAUCAUAAAAUAUGCAAUAUGAUGAUAAGAAAAUGAAGUUAUUAUGGUAGAAAAAAAAAUUGUGAAAUGAGCAAAGGUUUAAAAUCAAGUUUUGAGAGAGAGUUAGAGAAAGGAUCGAAGGAUGAAAAAAGUUAUUGCGAAUUGAAUCGAAAUUUUUUUCCGAAAAUGGAGCAACUGAACUUUGUAUAGAAAUGGGCUUUGUUUCUUUCUUUAAAAAAAAAAAUGUAUUUAUACAAAGGAAAAGGUUUUGAAUGCAAUAUAAUAUUGAGAAAAAUAACAAUUAUUAUGCAAAUAUUGCAGUAUUUUCUAAAAUGAAAGGAUAAAACGUUUACGUACUGAAAGUUGUUGGUGUUAUACUUAUUAGAAGGUGAAAUAAAAUUCGCGUAUUUAAACCAAUAAUUAAAAAAAAAAUAUGAAGAAUCGUGAGGAUUCGAACAGAAGUGGGCUUAAAUCUUUAUUUCAAUUGCCAUUGCAAAAAAAACAAGAUUGAUUACAUAAAUUAUGUAUAUAAUUAUAGAUAAUAAAGAGCAUUACAUAAAAAUUGGAAAAUUAAUUACGGGAUUCCAUUCAAGUGAUCCGCAAAAAUAUUAUUAGAGGCAAAGUAUAUUUUAGCGUAGCCUUAAGGGGUUGACUAAUUGCUAAGAUAUUGAAGUGGACAAAGAGAAAGAGCAAGCAAAAGUAUGUAACAAUUAGAAGAAAAAAAAUCAAAAUUCUUAUGCUAAUAACUAUACAAAAAGGUAAAACUUAGAUGAUAAUCCUAAUCAUCAUCUCUCCUUCGAAGGAAAUCACAGUAAACUAAACUCUUAUUCGCUUUUUUGUAAUAACCCAUGACGUCUAGUCUAGAGUUACAAGAUAUUUGAAAAAGUUCUUCAAAUCCUUUUCCAGAGAACAGGAAUAAAUAGAAGUAUAUAAUUGCAUAAAUCUUAAGAAGAACAGAGUUUUUAGCUUACAAAUUUAAAAAACUACUUAAAAUGAUUAUUAAAAGCAAGAAAAAAAAACAUUAAAAGGAAAAUACUUCAAAAUUUCUCAUAUUCUGAUAAAAGACAUGUUUUAAAAAAUAUAAAGAAAAACAUAGCUGAGGAGGAUUAAGCUCGCCCACAGCGAGAUUGCAUGCACAUUUUUGUGGAUUUAGAGACAGAGGAAGAUGAGGGAAAUUUUAUCAUAACAUUCAACGGAAAACUUGAUGGGAAGAAUGCGAUGGGACUUACAGAAAGAAAAAAAGGAAGAUUUAAAAACUUAUAUAAGGCAUAAUCUUGUAAGAAAGUUGCUCAAACAUUUUUCACGCAUAUUUUUCUCAUGUUACUCAUUUCUCUUCGAGCUUCAUAACUUAUACAUAAAAUAUUGCGAAUAGAAAGCUUCCUUUUUGCGAUAGUUUUGUAAAUUCCACUGCACUGUUAAAUAGAAGACACGAUAAACUUGCCUUUUUGCUUCACGUUCAACAAAAAAAUUAAAUCAUCAAAAGGGUCGCCUUUGUAAGAUUUCUCCCUCUUUUUUUGUCUAUUACGCUAACCUGCAAAAUUAGAGGUGAAAAUUGCAUGAAGAAACUUCCUCCCCUCCUAAAUUCAUAGUCUUUUCUUCAAACCUUUAUUCCAUCGCCUUUGUCACUCCCGUGAGAAAUAUGCUAACUAGUGCGAGAAAAGUUUCACGAGAAAGUCCAGUAAUUGCUGAACGAAUUAAAAUCGUAUUGUCGUUGGCAAUUAAAGAACAGAGCGAAGGAGAAAUCUCGAAAAGAAUUUUCAUAUGCUAUUUGCUCAAUUGUUACUCCACCCAAAGAUGUUUUCGACGCGAAGCAGACGAGAAAGAAGUUGUUAGUGAGAAGAGGUGAAGAAAUAAAAAAACUAAAUUGUUACGUGAAAAACAAUAAGGGAAAAAUGGUUUCCAAUUUUCAAGAGAGGACGACACUCAUUAAGAAGGACGAUCCUAUCUUGCUAUUCAUUUCCCUCCACUUGAUUUCAUUCUUUGCAUUCCUCCCCGCCAACAAGAAUCCACCCACCCACUUGUUAAAGAAGAAAUUAAGGCAAAUCUUGAGAAGUUCAUUCGACAAAAUAGAAUCUAUUUAGCGCUCAAAAUCACUUUAUCAUGACACUCUUCAUUGUAUUUUCUAAUCAUUGUCAAUAAAAAUAGGAGAUAUCAAAUUUUGGACAAAAAUUCACACGCAAACAGCAAGACAAAACAAUUAAAAGAAAAAUGCACCAGUCGCCAAAAAAAUGUAAAAGAAAAACACCUCAACAUUGAAAAGAAAAUAAUAAUAACUCAACUUUGACUGAAAGAAAA